AGUUUAGUUGUUGUGUUAUCAAUUGAAUCUUAUUUUAUAUAUAUAUAUAUAUAUUAUAAUCGUGUUCAUUGGAAAUAAUAUGGCUCAACAGUGAAUCAUGAAAUCGAGAUCCCUAGGAAAGGAUGAAGUGCUGUCCUUACUGGAUCUGAUUUCCAAGCACAAUAUAAUUACUACUAAGGCGACCAACGCCACUAAUAAUAAAUUGAAGGAAGAAGCUUGGAAAUUCAUUGCUCAAGAAUUCAGUGCAAUGACGGGAGAAAUUAAGCGCCCUGAGCAGUUACGUCUCAAGUGGGAAAAUUUGAAGAAAGCUGCCAGAAAACGUAAUGCACUCAUACGACAAAACACUAUCAAGACAGGUGGUGGAAAGACCUACAUCCCUCCAGAUGAGACACUGGACCGAAUAGCAUCCAUGCUAGGUGCAUUAUGUAGCGGGUUCACGGUGGAGUUCGGCGGUGAUAGGGAGGAACUAGUUGCAUCAGAAGUACAAAAUGCGGAAAUUUUGGACGUUCAGCCUUUAUUAGAACUUAACAAAGAUGAGAAUGAGGUGGCGGGUAGUAGUAAUUUAGAGGCUGUUGGUCAUUGGAAGCAUACUCCUAAAAAAUUUGUUUUUAACACUCCUAAAAGUGGCCAAAAUAAAAAACGAAAGCUCUCUGAGGAACUUCAGAGAGCUCAAUGUGAUAAGGAGCAAGCAAUGGCGGCUUAUUUUCGAGCCAAAGCAAAAAAGUGGAGCUUGAAACAUACAAAUUACAAUUAGAAAUAGAACAAUUAAAAAAUAGUGUUAAGUGAUAAUUGAUUUGAUGAUUAUAAUUGAUUGAUUGAUUGUGAUGUUUAUACGUAUAGUGGCACUCCUUUUUUUUCAACUUUUUAUUAAUAAAUUAUUGGGAUCUAAAA
Messenger RNA from Melitaea cinxia (Glanville fritillary), 891 nucleotides. RefSeq lists its product as uncharacterized. The transcript has 4 exons. NCBI's taxonomy places the organism in Eukaryota, Metazoa, Arthropoda, Insecta, Lepidoptera, Nymphalidae. Bases 98 to 754 code for a protein of 218 amino acids. The record is from RefSeq and is a predicted model, not a curated record.